Molecule: messenger RNA, 713 nt
Organism: Cannabis sativa
Lineage: Eukaryota; Viridiplantae; Streptophyta; Magnoliopsida; Rosales; Cannabaceae
Exons: 3
Coding region: 25-648 (207 amino acids)
Source: RefSeq, a predicted model, not a curated record
UCCACUUACCUUGGGAAGGGGACUAUGAAAGAAGUGUUGGAGAUACCUGAGACGAGCAAAGUUCAGCGCUCGCUUUCGUUCAACGGGGAGACCGAGAAGAAGGAUGACGUGGGUGUCGAGGAAAAGGAUGGUGAAGGGACGAAGGAUCAAUUGGAAGAGGAUGUUGAUGAUGUAGAGAGUGUCCCUUCACUUAAUCUAUCAGAAGAGAAGGUCGUUGUUCCAACUAAGGUGGUUGUUUCUGAUGAUUCGUUUGAGGUUAUGAACUUUUGGGGAGAAGAUCUCCCCGCUAUUGUAAAAGAGGAAGUUGAGCAGACCGUGAAGGAUGAUUUUGAUGAUGCUGCGUUCGAAAGAUUCAAAGAAUCUGGAGGGAAGGUGAUUGGUCCGUUCACUGUGAAGAAGGGUUACUCAAAUCAACAGUACGAGUUGUUCCGUUACAUUUUCUCUAGCGCCAAUGAUCCGAGUGAAGUGUUAGCCCAUUUUGGGAAGGUUGAGGUCGAGCGGAGGUUUUUCAAAUGCAUGAAACCGGAGACCGAUAUAUCAAACAGUGUCAUUGAUUGCUUUGCUCAAAUCAUGAAUUUUCGAGAGAAGAAGCGCAACGGCAUUGGAAGAAAGAGAACUUGGUUUAUGCCCACCAGAAUUUCGGUAUGAAAUUUGAUAUUUAAAAGUGGACAUGAAUCUUUUGUAUUUGUGCUGUAAACUUUGUUAAAUCUAUG